Messenger RNA from Hordeum vulgare subsp. vulgare (domesticated barley), 1296 nucleotides. RefSeq names its product cycloeucalenol cycloisomerase-like. Bases 155 to 1051 code for a protein of 298 amino acids. Gene Ontology annotation, molecular function: cycloeucalenol cycloisomerase activity. NCBI's taxonomy places the organism in Eukaryota, Viridiplantae, Streptophyta, Magnoliopsida, Poales, Poaceae. The transcript is spliced from 8 exons. The record is from RefSeq and is a predicted model, not a curated record.
CGAGCGAGCAGCAGUCUCGCUCUCGCGUCUCUGCUCUAGGGUUCGCCAGGCGCCACCCAGCCGCCGCUGCCGCCGCCCCGCCGACGCCGCUCCGCCCCGUCGUCCCUCGCCCUCUCCCUCUCCCUCUCCGUACUCCGUACAGCGGGAUCGAGCGAUGGCAGCUGUCCGGCGGCAGGCGGCGGCGAAGCGGGGCGGAGGUGGCGCGGCCGGAAAGAACGCAUGGCUAGCGGCGGACGGGAGCAAGAGGUGGGGGGAGAAGUUCUUCCUGCUAUACACGCCCUUCUGGCUCACGCUCUGCCUCGGCGUCGUCGUCCCCUUCAAGCUCUACGAGAGUUUCACGGAGCUGGAAUAUUUGAUUCUUGGAUUGGUGUCAACCGUGCCUGCGUUUGUCAUCCCUCUGUUCCUCGUAGGAAAGGCAGAUAGUAUUAGAAGUUUAAAAGAUCGUUACUGGGUCAAGGCUAAUGUUUGGAUUAUAAUUUUCAGUUAUGUCGGUAACUACUUUUGGACACAUUACUUUUUCACAGUUCUUGGCGCGUCAUAUACUUUUCCAUCAUGGAGGAUGAAUAAUGUACCCCAUACAACAUUUCUCCUGACUCAUGCCUGCUUCUUAUUUUAUCACAUGGCAUCAAAUAUGACACUUCGUAGAUUACGUCACUCUACAGCUCACCUGCCACAGUCUAUUCGAUGGUUGUUUGAAGCCGCGUGGAUUUUAGCACUCUCAUACUUCAUUGCAUACUUGGAGACUCUAGCCAUUGCAAAUUUUCCAUAUUACGAAUUCGUCGACCGGGACAUAAUGUACAAAGUUGGCUCAUUGUUUUAUGCAAUAUACUUCCUCGUCAGCUUUCCGAUGUUCUCAAGGAUCGAUGAAAAGGCAGAGAAGUGGGACAUUCCCAGGGUGGCCGUCGACGCUCUGGGCGCAGCGAUGCUCGUCACGAUAAUACUCGAUUUAUGGCGCAUAUUCCUGGGGCCAAUCGUACCCGUCCCGGAAUCAAGAAGGUGCGGCCAGCCGGGGCUUGCAUGGUUCCACCAUGUGCAGAAUGAAACCGUCUAGACCAGGAACGACGUGGAUUCUUCUGUUCCCACGCGUACCGUUGCCACGGCCGGUGUUUUCCGAGACCGUUCGCCUCACCAUUGGCGGGACGAAAAUUGAACCGUCACGGCGUGCUUCUUGCUGAUUUAAUGGAUCGAUUUGUUCUCUGCGUGUUGUAUUUGCUUCGUGCGAAUAGCGAACUGGUAAUAAUUUGUAAGUUCAGCCUGAUCUUAGAAACUAUUUUGAAUAAGGUUAGAGGCAAUGAA